AACUAUCCCUCAUUCUGAAACACUGUGCGUCUAUAGCUAUCAAGUGAAGGCAUCCUUUGUGGUUUUAACUAAUUUUAUAAUGUAAGUAUAUAACUUGAAUGGUGCUUUAAUGCUAAGCAAAGGUGUAUGAGAAUCACACCAUGCUAUAAUAAAAACUCCAAAUGACCAUCAAAGGUUAGUCUUGACAUUACCAACGAUGAUAUCGUGUCAUUCGUGCUCGCUCCUCGCUAAUAUGGAAGGUUGAUGCAAAUGCCUGAAAAACGUCCUGGCAAUUAUUUGCAUGCAAACAAAUGUGUGAGGGUCAUUUCAAAAGCUGACUUCUGAUCAGCAUCUAUAGUAUAGUUCACUACAGCAGAGUUGGAUUUUGUGUCUUUGGUAUAAUGGUCAAAUUCGGCUGGAGUUUGGGAGCAGACAAAGUUGUUUCACUGGGAUAGAUAGCUGACUAUUUCCUGUCACUUACAUCUGAAGUGUCUGCAUCAUGGAAACAGAAUUCUCGAAGAGAGUGUAUCAGGGAGUCAGGGUGAAGCACACAGUGAAAGAUCUGCUGGCAGAAAAGAGGUCACGGCAGACGAGCGGCCCGCGCUACGCUGGUGUCUCAUCUCCUCCGAGUCCAUUUGUUCAAAUGACUGGUUCUCACAUGCUUCCGAGUUACUACGGCAUGAGAAGACCUUUCAUUGCAGACACAGAGUUUUGUUCCUCAACUAAACCAUUUUCUACUGAUGUCUACCCGUCAUCUCUAAUGGGAAAGUCUCUCUCGUGUGACACCGCAUGCAUGUCUGGUUAUUCCUCACUUAUAGACAGCUACUACCCAGAGUCUUUUGGCGACUACCGCAGCACACCUUUCUCCAGUGGAGGAAGUACAAUAUUCUCGCCCUCUGCAUUGUCUUCUUUGCUUCCUUCUUACUCCAGUGACUCAUCACAUUAUUUGCUGAGGGACUCUUGGGAGCCCACGGGGAGCGACGGGGUGGAGGGUAUGUGUGGAGAUGCUCUGGCUCCCAUGCCCCUGUCUACACCCAGUUCUCUGGUCAACCCCGACACCGUCAGCCCGACCCAGUUCCGCUCAUCGUCCCGGGGCUCUACCAUGACGUCUUCACAGUCAUACUCUCUCCAUUCACUGGAUGAAGUCAAUUAUCACUCCUCAUUUCAAACCAACUCUGGCAGCUUUGCUUCCCCUUCAUUCAUGACUGAGCCUGCAUCCAAACUAGUGCCAGUACUACCCUCAGAAGAUACUGAAAAUGCCCCUUCAGCCUUGAGCGACAGCCUGGCUUGGGGCAAGGAGGACACUGCUAGCACUUGGUCACAGUAUGAGAUCAGGAGGGCAUUCUGAGAUUGAACUGGAAGGAAAUAAAGGCUCACCAGCCUAGAAGAUCAACACCUCUUCAAUACACAACAACUAACACUAAAAUCUUUUUGCCAGUUUUACUUAGCAGAGCUAAGACUUAACAUUGGGGAACAAAUUAUAUCUUCAAUUUAAAGAUUUAUUUGUAUCAUUUAUUAUAAUUGUAUCUUCUUUUUUGUCAUCACAACUUAUAUUGUCUCAGCUGGAUAAUUAGGAUAAUAAUCAUUAUGAGUCUGUUUAUCCGAAUUUUUAUUACUGUGACACAUAAGUGACUGUGAGUCUAUAUGUAUAUUACCUGCAAACAUUAAGUGUUACAAUAUUUAUAGUCGAUUUGUAAUAUCUAGCUAGUCUUAUUCCUCUUCUUGUGACUCUUUUCAAAAACCUGUUAUGGAAAUGGUCUAAAGGUCAAAUAAACUAUAAUUACAAAAAAAGCAUGUAACUCUACAGCACGAUGGAAUUCAAAGAGUUAUAAAAAGAAGAUAUAAACAACAGAAGAAAAAAAAACAUAUUUAAUGAAAUCUCCGACAUUUUAUUGAAUGAUUAAAUACAAACAUUUUCAGGACAACAAAAACAUUAAAACAAGUUUUUCAUUGAUAUAUUCAUAAUAUACUCAUAUUUAUUAAAAUAUGACUUAGAGGAUUAGGAAAAAUACAUAAAAAAAGAUUUCUUUUUCUUUUCUUUUCUUUUUUAUUGUAUUUCUUUAUUCAUUUUUUUAGAUAAAGAGAUGUAAGUCGGUUCAAUUCUAAAGUAAUAGUCUGUCAGGAACUUUUUAUGUACAUACAAUAUACCAUAUAAAGCUACUAAAUUGACCUAAAUUUGAUUGAUCUAUAAUAACAAAUAUUUUUUUUUU
Molecule: messenger RNA, 2189 nt
Organism: Cyprinus carpio (common carp)
Lineage: Eukaryota; Metazoa; Chordata; Actinopteri; Cypriniformes; Cyprinidae
Product: POU class 2 homeobox associating-factor 2-like
Molecular function (GO): DNA binding; POU domain binding
Source: RefSeq, a predicted model, not a curated record